Molecule: messenger RNA, 1639 nt
Organism: Ziziphus jujuba (common jujube)
Lineage: Eukaryota; Viridiplantae; Streptophyta; Magnoliopsida; Rosales; Rhamnaceae
Product: zinc finger protein CONSTANS-LIKE 2
Exons: 4
Coding region: 297-1373 (358 amino acids)
Biological process (GO): regulation of flower development
Cellular component (GO): nucleus
Molecular function (GO): protein binding
Source: RefSeq, a predicted model, not a curated record
GAGAGAGACAGGGAAAGAGAGAGAGUCAGAGAGACGAAAAAUGGCUUUUCUUUGUCUUCUUUCUCUUAUAAAUCCAAGCCUUUGAUUAAAUAAAUCGCUACCCAAUUUGUCAAUAGUGGUUUUUGAGCUGUUUCAGAACCAAAACGCAGACAAAUAUUGCCAAAGAAAAGUUAUAAUUGCACACAGAAGCAAAACCAAAUUCUUCUUCUUCUUCUUCUUCUUCUUGUUCUUCUUCUUUUCGUUGGUUCUUGGACUGUUUUUUUUUUUUUUUUCAUUUUUUUCUUUUUGUGUUUUCAAUGGCCUCUGAUCUCUUCGUUUUCGAUAGCUCUUUCUACCAACAUUCAAGCUCAGACGCCGUUUCUUCUGAAGCUGAUUUCCUCUUUGCAGAAGACCAAUUCUCUCCCUUCUCAGAUUCCGCCAUUGAUAUCCUUCAAGCACUUUCAGACCACCCAACAACACAGCCAAACCAAAACCGAAACCCAGUUGAUGAAUCUCAUUCUCUGGACCAAAUUUCUUCUGGGUUUCUCUCUUCUUCACCUCCUAGUCAGCAAUUAGAAAGUUUGAGUCUUUGUCAGAACAAGACAACAACAACCCAGUUUCAGCCUCUUGAAAAUAACAAUUCGAAUUUGGGAAAUGGGUAUGGGAAUUUCUCUGUUUUGGAUGCUUUGCAGGUGAAAGAUGAAGAAUGCCAAAUGGGUUUCGAGAAUGCUUAUGAUACUCAUCAUCAACAAUUUGGUCCUCAUAGUUAUAGUGGUGGUGAUGCUGAAAAUGUGGCAAAGAUGAUGCAGAGGAGUUAUAGCAGUAAUUGUUUUGAUGGAAAACCCGGUUUUGUUUUUCAACCUCGUUUUGAUACUCUAAUGGAGUCUCCGAAUUUUCAGAACCAAGCCUUGAGUUCCCCUGAAAACAGCUUCUUAGCCGGUCAAAUGAGAAGGGUUUGCAGCACUGGAGAUUUACAAAAUUUUGGAACAGCUCGCUCGACACAGAGAUCUUUUUCGAGUCCUUUAGCUUCUGAGAACUCGUUCAUGGAAGAAAACAAUUUCAAAGUUGGAAAAUACAGUGCAGAAGAAAGGAAAGAGAGGAUAUCAAAAUACAGAGCAAAAAGAACACUCAGGAACUUCAACAAAACAAUCAAGUAUGCAUGCCGAAAAACACUAGCCGACAACAGACCCCGUAUACGUGGCAGAUUCGCAAGAAACGACGAAACCGGUGAGGUUCUCAAGGCUUCAUGUUCUAUUACCAGAGAUGAUCAAGACGAAGAUGAGCUCUGGAUGGAAGGUUUGCAUGAAGAAGAGGAAGACAAUGGAACAGUGGGAACAGGACAGUUCAUGAACAGUUGUUAUGGAGCUCCACAGUUUCAGUACCAUGGCUUUUGAUAGAGUUUUUAUUGAAAAGUGUUGAAGAAGCUCUUCAACCCCUUUUUUUUUUUCCUUGGUGAUGCUUUUCUUAAAAUAUAUUUAGGUUCCAGAUCACAAUAUGACCAAAAGAGAAAAAGGUCCUUCUGAGCAAAGAAUCAGAAGUAAAAAAACAAAAAAAAACAAAAAAAAAAAAGGGAAAAAAAAUCAAAUGUUGUUGAUGAUCGAGUUUAAUUCAGGUUUGGUAGUUAUAGGCUGGUAGUAGUUAGUUCCCAUAAAUUUGUUUU